AACGAUUAUUCAAAAUCAGAAAAAGUAAAGUUGGUUCGAGCUCUCGGUAAGACAAGAGGUCAUCGACCUUCGAGUAGCAGAGCUGUGACUCAAGUGGCCGUGAGAGAAAUUAAAGAAGAGGCGGAGGGCGAAAGUGCACGUCUACCUUCUGAAGAGAUUCCGCUUAUCAGAGGGCACUCGAGGGCUAAUUUUAAGCCCUUUUCCGAAGGCGAGGCUCGUGUGAGAACGACUUUUAGAUCACUGUAAUGAUCAGCCAUCAUGGCGUGGCCGGCAGCGACGACCCUGACGAGUCUCCUGGUGCUGCUGUUGAUAACGCUUGCGACGUGCUCCUCGUCCAGGAUUAUCGCCACCACCCAGGCACCAUUUGGCAGAAUUCUAAAGGCCGUGAAAUUGCACGGAGGAUACAUGGAAGUGAUCCAGGAACAGAGGUGUUCCCAUGGUCUGCUUCGAUUGACAUGCAGAUCAUUGAAAGCGUUCAUAUUCAUCUUGGAAGCGGAAUAUCACGCGAAUCAUACAGAGCUAUGUAUGAAGGAGUCGAAAAGCUUACAAGAGCUCAGGAUGUGGGAACACAAAGGUAGCACACGACGAUGGAUAGACAUGACAAAACUUAAAGGGAAUUAUAUCCUUGAUGACGUAUACGACAAAACCGAUGUCGUCGAUAUUCGCUCGUCUUUAAAUAAAAGGUGUUCCGGUCAAAAACAUUGUCGUUUUAAUGCGACCAUCGAUCAACCAGGAGCGCAUUCUUGGAUUCCAGGUGGAAUCUUAUUAAAAUACGCCUGUAUACCGGAAGCUGCGGUUAAACGAUAUUGUAACCAAGAGGUGAAGGUGACCACAGAGGAAGGAGGUUACAUCAACACACCGGGCUACCCGCUAUACUAUCUCGGGGAAAGCACGUGCGGUUGGACCUUCAGAACAUUUCCGGAUCAGAGAAUAGUUCUGACCUUCCACGACUUGAACAUCCGCGGCCCACAGAUGGAUGGAAGCUGCGUAGACAUCGUGCGAGUGCGAGAUCGUGGCAGCACUCUCUUCGAGUUCUGCGGCACCGCAGCAGGCACUCGGAUCGUCUCGAACUCAAACGUGUUAACGCUCGACUUCAUCGCUUCCAGAAGGCUCUAUAGCGCCCGAGGAUUUUUAUUGCAAUACCAAGUGUUAGGCUGUCCGGAGAUCUUAGCGCCAAACGGAAGUUACGUGUCCAACGGUACAUUGACUUCGCGAACAUUCUUAUGCAAGUCGGGCAGCGUAUUUUCCGACAGCAUGGAAAGAAAAAGAACACUCGAGUGCAAGAAUGGCAAAUGGAACGAGACUACCACCAAGUUACCUGGUUGCGUGGGUAAGAAUUUUUCUGAUAGAUCCAUUAUGUUAAAUUGCACUUUAUAUUUUUGGAAAGCGUGCAUGUAA
This is a messenger RNA of Formica exsecta, 1398 nucleotides long. RefSeq lists its product as uncharacterized. The record is from RefSeq and is a predicted model, not a curated record. Lineage: Eukaryota; Metazoa; Arthropoda; Insecta; Hymenoptera; Formicidae. The transcript is spliced from 7 exons. Bases 259 to 1398 code for a protein of 379 amino acids.